GUGGCGAGGGGAGCGUGGUGUAGCGAGUAAGGGCGCGGAGAGAGGAUAUAAGCACCAGAGGAAGGCACAAUGGGGGAGAAGAGACGGACUCCACACGAGCUGCCACGGACCCAAACCUUCCAGUCAGCCAGGAGGACCUGCGCUGACUUGCGAGCGACACAAGCCAGGCUGAGAGAGAAGCUGGGAACGUUUAGGACUGUUUACUUUGGCGGACUCGCUACACUGGUGCCGAAACCCGGGAAGGAAGUAGGAGGGACACCGCCGUCAUGCAGGCAGCGUCGGGCACGCCGUUUGCGGACAUCAUCGCCUCUCUCGCGGUCCUUCACCGCGAACAACACCAGGCCCUGCUGGAUCUACGGAGUGACCACGAGCUCCGGUUCCAGACCAUCUUCCAGGCUCAGCGAGAGGACCGCGAGAGUUUCCGGAGCUGGAUGGGCCAGGGGGUUCGGGCAGAGGCGACCGCACCCGCGCCAACCGCCGCGUUCCUGCCGCUAUCGAAGAUGGGGCCGGAGGAUGACCCAGAGGCGUUCCUCGACCUCUUCGAAAAGACGGCGGAGACUAGCGGCUGGCCCCCGGAGGAUUGGGCGAGGCGUCUCCUGCCUCUGCUAUCGGGGGAAGCGCAGCUGGCGGCCCGGCCACUGCCCAUCCAGAACCUCCUGGUCUUCGACGACCUGAAGAGGGCCAUCCUCCAGAGGGUCGGCCGCAGCCCGGAGGAACAUCGGCAGCGAUUCCGGUCGCUGGGGCUGGGCGAAAGCGGCCGUCCCUUCGUGAUGGCCCACCAGCUCCGGGAUUCGUGCCGCAAAUGGCUGCUGGCUGGGAACGGUGACGUCGAGGACAUCAUCGACCGCGUGGUGCUGGAGCAGUUCAUCGCCCGGCUGCCUAAGAAGACGGCCGAGUGGGUCCAGUGCCACCGCCCGACGUCGCUGGACUCAGCCAUCCAGCUGGCGGAAGACCAGAUGGUGGUGUGCCCCGGGGUUGGCGAAUCCCUUCCGGCUGUUUCUCUCUCCUCUAAGGAGGCUGUUUUUUUUCCCCCCUCUUCUCUCUCCCCCUCUUCUCUCUCUUCUCUCCCUCCUGUCCCUGCACCCAGGUCCCGGGCUCCCGGUCCACCACGAGUGCCGCCGCGGCGACGGUUCCCACCGGCCGCGAGCUACCCGAGCGCGUUCCGUGCUCCACCCCGCGAAGUCCCGGAAGGCAAUGGGUCCAAUUUCUCUCCGCGCCCGUCCCGUGCUCCACUACCCGCCACUCGGAUGGCGGAGACGCCUGGGCCGGCCUGUUGGCGCUGCGGGGACCCGGACCAUUGGGUCGAUCGGUGUCCAGUGAUGGAGGUCGGGACGAUGAUCCGGGUUCCCGACACGCCACAGGCUGCCCCCGGUCAGAGCGGAGAGUACCAAAUUCCUGUGAGUAUAGGGGGAGGUACAUACCCGGCUCUGGUGGAUUCCGGUUGCAACCAAACCUCCAUCCAUCAAAGCCUGGUUCGGCCCGGGGCAUUGGAUAACAGCCGCAUGGUUCGGGUACGGUGCAUACACGGGGAUGUGGUGAGAUACCCUUUAAUCCCCGUCUUUAUUCAAUUCCGGGGAGAAAAGCAUAGAGUGGAGGUGGCGGUUAACCCACACCUACGACACCCGCUGAUCUUGGGAACCAAUUGGCCUGCAUUUACGGAAUUAUUGGGGUAUUUGUGUGCGGGUGUCGCUUGGGGUCCAAAGACACAGGGAGUCGGCGCGGUUGUACAGGCGGGGGAGGCUGUUACAGGGGAAGCGCGCGGUUCCGAGGGGCGAAUCCUCUCGGAACGCGAUGACUUCCCUCUGGAACAGUCCCGGGACGAAUCCCUCAAGUUCGCCUGGGAACAGGUUCGCUGUAUAGACGGCCAACCCCUCCAGCCUGACCAACCGCGCUCCUACCCUUAUUUUGCAAUUAUAAAAGACCGGUUGUAUCGAGUGGCCCAAGACGCUCAAACAAAAGAAGAUACAACCCAGUUGUUGGUACCACGGGGCCGCCGGGAAAUGCUUUUCCAGGCGGCACAUUGUAAUCCUAUGGCGGGGCAUUUAGGACAAAACUCGACACUAAACCGUCUCAUGGCCCGAUUCUUUUGGCCGGGCAUUCACGAGAACGUACGCAGAUGGUGCGCGUCGUGUCGUGAAUGUCAGCUGGUAAACCCUUCGGCCUCCCCAAAAGCGCCAUUGCGCCCUCUACCGCUAAUGCAGGUCCCCUUCGAUAGAAUUGGUAUGGACCUCAUCGGGCCAUUAGAGCGGUCAGCGAGAGGACAUCGAUUUGCAUUAGUCUUAGUAGAUUAUGCAACCCGAUAUCCCGAGGCAGUGCCGCUCCACAGCAUUUCGGCUAAAAGCGUGGCGGAGGCACUGUUUCGCGUCAUUUCCCGCGUGGGGAUCCCCCGGGAGAUCCUCACGGAUCAAGGCACGGCGUUCAUGUCACGCACAAUACGCGAGCUGUAUGAAUUACUGGGCAUUAAAUCGGUCCGUACCAGCGUCUUUCACCCUCAAACAGACGGCUUGGUCGAACG
Triplophysa rosa is the source of this 2515-nucleotide messenger RNA. RefSeq lists its product as uncharacterized. Lineage: Eukaryota; Metazoa; Chordata; Actinopteri; Cypriniformes; Nemacheilidae. The transcript is spliced from 2 exons. Gene Ontology annotation, biological process: DNA integration. The annotation marks the transcript as partial. Gene Ontology annotation, molecular function: zinc ion binding; nucleic acid binding. The record is from RefSeq and is a predicted model, not a curated record.